UUAUGAUGUAUAGGAAUUUCUAGAUCUAGUAAUGAUUCACUCCGCAAUGAUAACACCAGUGAGUAAAAGGAUGUAACUUAUCUCCUAUUACAGGAAAUAGAUCUACUCUAUGAUCAUGUGAUUCUAUCACAUUUCUGAAUAAUGGCUGCUAAAAAUAAAGCUUCUAUUUCAAUAGUAGAAGAAGGAAGUGGACCACAAAGUCCUGAGCUAUAUAAACAACCUGAACAAGCUGUAGACUCUGGUGAGAAUGCUAAUCUAUUAGCAGGGACUAUACAAGGUAGGAGCAUAAGUGGAAGUGGUUCUAAUGGUUAUAAUGCUACUAACACUGCUAAUGAGAACUCUCCUCCAACUGAAGAAGAACCAUGUACUAAGAAAUUCAAGUGUCUCACAGCUACAAUCAUUGCUCUUCUGGCAGUCAUAGUACUGAUGUUGGUUGGAUACAACAGCUACUUGUGGACAACAGAGCUAAAGUCUCAACACUACAGUCUUAAUGCCAUAAUAGGUGAUGCUAGUGAGUCUGAACCUUUCACCUUUCUUCUACAAAUUAACUCAACUAUAUCAUCAGCAGCAGUAACAGUAACUGCAAUGAAACCAGACCUGGAACUAAAAGCUGAUGUAUACCAGAGCAUUUCUAAGCCGCCUGAAUAUACUGCUAUCUUGCAUAAGAACCUUCCCAAACUAACUGGAAAGUCACGAUAUAAUUAUAAUUAUCUUGAUGGAGAUCAGCCAGUCUAUCUCACACCUGGGUCUUCACUUCUCUAUGAUGUUAGUAUCAGCAAUAAUUCUGGUUCUACCUGUCCAGCACGUCUCUACCUAUUCAAUAGCCAAACUACGUAUGAUUCAUUUUUUCCUCCAGAUGCAACAAUAGAUCCGAUUGACAAAUCUCCUUGUUUAUUUCCAGACAAUGGAACUUGGUCCUUUAACAUUACCGAUUCCUCUGCUUAUUACGUGGCCAUUGCUAUAGAUACUGGUGUUAGUGCUUUGGGGAAUGUUACAGUAGAGAGAAUUCAAUACAAUACUACUGGACUUCAGCUUGAUAAACAACUGACACCAGCAAAUCCUUCUCAUGCAAUUACCACUUGUGAUACUGGAAACGGAUUUCUAUGCACCACCCAAAUUGAUGACACAUAUCUUAUAGUGUCAGUCAAUAAAGAAAGCCUUGUCGAUUUUCAGCUGAAAACAUUUCAAGUUUAUGGCACACUAAAGAUAGCAUUGUUCUCUUUGAUGCUCUUUCUUGUAGUAGUACUAUUGAUACUUGUGAUAGCAAUCUUUGUAAUAGCUGCUAGUAUGUCUUGUAAAAGCUGCAAUGCUAAAGGUAGUAAGAGGUAAUAAUAGUUAAAUUAUUAAACACUUAUAAUUGUGUGUGUGUGUGUACUCAGAGUACUUUUUUAAUGAUACUGACCACUGUCAAACUUAUAAAUUAUUUUAAAAUAAUUUUUACAUUCAAAUAACAUCAUUUGUUGAAAUCAAA
Molecule: messenger RNA, 1471 nt
Organism: Amphimedon queenslandica
Lineage: Eukaryota; Metazoa; Porifera; Demospongiae; Haplosclerida; Niphatidae
Exons: 5
Coding region: 142-1329 (395 amino acids)
Source: RefSeq, a predicted model, not a curated record